AUGUCAGAACUCCCCCUUUCGGAGCUGCACGUGAGCAGCGAUGCUACCAGUCAUAUUUUGUUCUCGAAUAUCCAUUUGCCAGACUGGACCGUUCCAGCUGACCCAACUGAACUCGCCUGCAUCGCACAAGUCGGAUAUCGUUCGACGAUGGAAUUCGAUGGCGACUACCAGCCGGAAGAUCUACAAUGGAUUGCGGAGGAUGUGGCUAUGGAUCUUCACCGGAGAUGGGAUGAGGUCCUUCAGCGGAGUCGAGAUACCGCUGAAAACGAGGAUUUACGGCGUUUUGCGAAUUCUGAAGUCGAACGUCAGCGCGCAAAAGAAGAUGAGGAGACCCGCCUUGCACUUUCCGUCAGUCAAGUAGAGUCAAAUCAAGCAGAAGAGGCAGAAUUUCAGAAGGCAAAGUUGGAGUCUCGCGUGGACGAACGUGCCCGAGCUGAACGAGCCGAGCGCGAACAGUUGGAGCAGGCCGUUCUAGAUAGCCUGGUGACAGCUACGCUUCUUGAGCAAGAGCAAAAGGAGGCUAUCGACAAGGCCAUCGUUGAAAGCGAACUGACCGUGAAGUGUGAGCAGAAACGAAAGGCCGGAGAGCUUACCCGUUGCCUGGCAAAGUAUACUAUCAACGACUUGACCGAAGAGGAGCAUAUGCGGCUUAGUAUACUGCUAAGUCAGGAAAAGGAGCUUCGACACAGUGACGCUGCUGUUCUUCCGGCCACCCUCACUGUAGACGGCGGCAGACCCAGUGUAAAAUCUCCGCAUCCAGCAACUGCGGGUACUUUAUCUUCGCCUCCAGUCAGGAUCGGUCCCUCUGUUCUAUCAGUGCCUUCAUCGGGUUCACUAUUGUAUCGUACGGAAGAAGAGAACCCUGGACGGAGAGUGGAAUUACUCAAAGUAUCUCGCAGUACCCCGAGCGAUUCGCGAAUCAGCGAAAACCACUUGGUAUACCCAGGCGCAUUCCCAGCAUCGCCUUCUCAGGCAAGCUCGGCAGCACGUGGUGCGGUGGGUAGACCGAAAUCGAACUGUAGUACCCCAUUAUUACCAGGUGCAUAUGUUUCGUCUUAUGCGGGCAGUACAGCACCUCAUAGUGAGGCAGGAUCGCUUCCUGGCAUGCUAUAUGGGAAGAGGAUGAUCAUAAGACGCCCUUUAAGCACCAGAAGAUCCAGCGAGCGACUCUCUGGCACAUAUCCACCACCAUCACAAGCGAACGACAGUCCGAAUCGAUCGGCUACAGUGUCUACUGGAGACACGUUCAUCACAACUCGAGAAUCGCUAUCGCCCCAACUCCAUGCACAACCGCAGCGUGCUCUAUCGGACUCCUGGCGAAAUGAGUACCAUGGAAGUCAACAGCGAGAAGCCCAAGAAUCUCGAUCAUCCACGUCCUUCUCGCUCUAUUCACUGCCGAGUAGAGCAUCGUCUGUUGGUCAGCCGCCCUCGUCUCAAACAUCGCGUGAGAGCGUUGCGCGUAAGCCUGUUGCAAAUUCUCGGCCUCUAGCCCCCGUUGCUACUGUAAGUCGACCACCAAAAGUCGCUGCCGAUGCGGUAGUAUCGGCAGCCGUAGCUUCGUCGCAUCCACAGCAACUCUCGAUACAUUAUCAUAUCAAUGGUAAUGGUCCUGUGACUAUCAACAACUACAAAGUUCCGGAAAAUACCACGUCAUCUUUGUCCCUAGCUCAGCAUGUGCCAACUAGAGAUGGCGGAAACAUUGCCAAUGGUAUGAAAGAGGCAACAAUCGGCUUCAAAACCAUAGCAGAAGUGAAGAGUGCGGCGAAGAAUCUGGCGAGGAGUGCAACCCAAAGUGAACUGUGGUCUCGAGGGGAGGAGCGGGCAGCGAUCUUGAGGAGGAAAGGAAAGAGAUUCAAGGUCGACUCUCCAAGGAUUGAGUAUGCUACAGUCAACGAGAUUGGCGAUUUUGAACGAGCCUCUGUUCCCGAAGUCCAGAAUGACGUUGGCAGCAUCGCUCCGUUACCGCAAACACAACAAUGGUUUGUCACAAACCCUGACCGAUCGACAGCGCCAUCCCCACUAUCGACAACAACUCAGCAGAUGACAACGCGGCCGCCUCCAUGGGAUGAGUCGAUGAUCUUGGAUGUGAAUGGAGAUGCAGUGACUCCGCCUAGCGAUCGGCAGUCGGAUUUGACAAGUUUUUCAAACGAUGGUAGUAUUAUUCAAGAUACUGCCGGUUCGACUCUAUCCGAUCGUGGUCUCAGGCCUCAGCCUUUGAACUUCGGGAAACGGACUAAUACCGUGCUACGCAAGCCGCAAAACCUAGCUGGCAUGCCUUCUACAAAGCCAUCGCAAUCACCGCCAAGGAGCCGUAAUCCAAUGUCCAGAUAUAUGGCUCAAGUACAAAAGCGACCGGAUGAGUGGCUGCAGAGACCCGUACAAUUCUCAUUCCUAACUCAAGGAUCAGCCCCUGGUUCGCCGGACAGUAUGGCAGCCGAGGCGCCGACUCCUGGUCGAGUUAAUGAGGCUCUAGGUCGCCGCAGCAAGUUUCCGCCGAUCGACACCAGUCUGGCGAAUGUGCCUCCGGGAGAGCGAAGCAUCAACUACUUCAAUUCGCGGUCGAUGGCGGAUUACGGCAGAAUGGCUCAUGUAGGCAACCCAGAGAUUAUGGGGGUCCAGCGCGAACAGUACCAGUAG
Molecule: messenger RNA, 2637 nt
Organism: Alternaria alternata
Lineage: Eukaryota; Fungi; Ascomycota; Dothideomycetes; Pleosporales; Pleosporaceae
Exons: 3
Coding region: 1-2637 (878 amino acids)
Source: RefSeq, a predicted model, not a curated record